Molecule: messenger RNA, 882 nt
Organism: Chlorocebus sabaeus (green monkey)
Lineage: Eukaryota; Metazoa; Chordata; Mammalia; Primates; Cercopithecidae
Gene: CENPX
Product: centromere protein X
Biological process (GO): resolution of meiotic recombination intermediates; replication fork processing; kinetochore assembly
Cellular component (GO): FANCM-MHF complex; Fanconi anaemia nuclear complex
Molecular function (GO): protein heterodimerization activity
Source: RefSeq, a predicted model, not a curated record
CGCGCUCUGCUCUCAUUGGCUGGAGGGGCGGGGUUCCGGAGGGCACGCUUUGAUGCUGCGAUCAUGGAGGGAGCCGGAGCUGGAGCCGGCUUCCGGAAGGAGCUGGUGAGCAGGCUGCUGCACCUGCACUUUAAGGAUGACAAGACCAAAGUGAGCGGGGACGCGCUGCAGCUCAUGGCGGAGUUGCUGAAGAUCUUUGUUGUGGAAGCAGCAGUCCGCGCAGUGCGGCAGGCCCAGGCAGAAGACACGCUCUGUGUGGAUGUGGACCAGCUGGAGAAGGUGCUCCCGCAGCUGGUGGGUGAGCGUGGGUCGCGGCGCCAGUGGAGGUGCCCAGCUGGCUGGCCCUAAGCACUUCUCUCCCCCACAGCUCCUGGACUUCUAGGGAUCUCAGCCGUGGCUGAGGCCACCCCCAGAGGAGCCCCUGGUCCACAGAAACAGGCCUUGUGUUUCCAGCGGCCUCUGAUAACAGGCGGGGAAGGACCUGAGGGGUUGAGUUGAUUCAAACAAGAUCCCCAGGUGUCUCCAGCCUGUGCAGAAGGGGCAGGACUGCAGUGCAUUGCUGCCCUCGGAGUGUCCAGUGGGGACACUGGUGUAGGAAGGGGCAGCACUUGGGGAGUCCCUGCCUCUCCUCCCUGGGGCAGCAGUGUGCGUACCACCCAGGUCCUACAGGCAGGUGCUGGGAAAGGCCUGGCCAGCAGGUAGCCUGUGUGUUUGACAAACGGCGGCUGGCAGCGCCGCCUCCUGCCCACAUUGCCUGCCACCCGACAUCAAAGCUGGCGUGUGACCUUUCCAGCCAUGCGAUAUUCCCCUUGGAAGAUGCUUCCCCCGGCUAUAAAUUUGUUCUCACAAAGCAACAUCAAUAAAUCAAAACUGUCUCUCCCA